Molecule: messenger RNA, 3060 nt
Organism: Dermacentor silvarum
Lineage: Eukaryota; Metazoa; Arthropoda; Arachnida; Ixodida; Ixodidae
Product: nesprin-2-like
Exons: 7
Coding region: 164-1132 (322 amino acids)
Biological process (GO): nuclear migration
Cellular component (GO): cytoplasm; meiotic nuclear membrane microtubule tethering complex; nuclear outer membrane
Molecular function (GO): actin filament binding
Source: RefSeq, a predicted model, not a curated record
CAUCAAGUUGUAAACGUGCUUGUCAGCAACAUCAGCAACGUUCAGCGUCUCAGGCGUAUGCGAAGCUCGUCCGAGAGCAGUGAAGCUGACGAUGAGUUGACUGACUUGCUGGAAACUGUGGCUCCCGAGAAAGCCCUUGAACAAGAACAAGAAGAACAGCCCGAUGUUUCAAGCGUGGAAGAGGCAGCUGUCACGUCUGGAGCAAUGGCUGGCAACAGUGCCCGACCGGUUUGGACCGGACAAGAUCCCAGAAGACCUCGAAGAACUGACUGCACUUGUUAACUCUCACAGUGACUUCCUUGACCAGAGCCGCAGGUACAAGCUCCUCCUGGAUUGGCUUCAAGCGCAGAGGAUCAGAGAUUCUCAUCUACAGAAGAGGCUCAAGGCCGCCACUGUACAGUGGGACACGGUAUGCCAGAAUGCAUGGAACUACCAGGAGCGUCUGCGCUGGGCAUUGCUGCGCUGUCCGCACUACAGCAGCGCCCUUCAGCAGCUGGCUCUGUGGAUGAUCGCCACCAGGAAAUGGCUCAAGGGUCGGGACAAGGACGCCAACCUGCCACCACGGCUCCUGGUUGCCCGCUACCGCCAGAUCCUGGUGCUGCAAGACCAGUUGCACCGGUUCCUGCCGCGGCUAACGGCACUGAACACCAUCCAAGAGUCCAUGCCCACGUGCGAGGGUGACUCCGAUGCCAGACAGUCCCGCGAGCAAAAGAAGACCAAGGAGGCGAGCGACGUGCUUGCCCUUUUGCAGUCCCUGUUGGCACUGUGUGCAAUCCGAGCCGGUGCCCUUCGCAAGGACCUGCUCCAGUCCGACCUAAUACCGCAUGAUCCAAGCCUUGAAGAAGAGAUAAUUCCAUUCACAAUGGAAGCCCAGCAGUCAGGCGCGGCGGCCGAGCCGCUGUUCCUGGCCGAGCUGGACGACGACCACGGGUCGGCGCGCCCCUGGUCGUCGCUGUUCUGGGGCCGCGUGGCGCGCACCGCACUGCCCAUCCAGCUGCUCCUUCUUGUACUGCUGGGCGCGGCCAGCCUGCUGCCCAUGUCCGAGCAGGACUUUAGCUGCGUGCUCACCAACAACUUCGCCCGCUCGCUGGACCCCAUGCUGCGGUACCCACAGGGACCGCCGCCCGUCUGAGUCGCCAGAUCGUGUCAUCCGUGUGACGCGCGUCCACCAUCUUGUCCGCGCGGCGGACUAAUUCAUUGUGUCUAUAGUGGAUGUGUGCGGUGUGCUUAAGAGGGGAACAAAAGAAAAAGAUGGAAUACGUUGGCUCGAGUAUUGAAUUCGCGUCCUCUGAGUUGGGUGGUAAAGAAAAGCGUUAGUCAAUAGUGCAGGUCAUUUCGAUUCCCUAUGCUGCCCUGAGGGAGUUUUAGUGAAACGACCAACGGACAAGAACUUUAGCAACAAUCGACGGUCAAAGACUUAGCGUGUUGCGCUACUAAGCACGAGAUCGCGGGUUCGAUUACAUGCCGCGGCGACCGCAUUCUGAUGGAGGCGGAAUUUUAUCUCUACUAUCUACAGGACGGUGUACUUGGCUUAACGGGCUGCUAUCAGCAAUUUUUUUCUUGGCCGGAAAAAGAAUUGAUGUUAGCAACCAUGGUAGCGCUAAGUCGCAUCGGGAAGCUGUUGUUAAUUUUUGUUUUUGUAAUUUGGUAAGCUCAAAUUGUGUAUAUUAAUUCUCUAUUAUAGAGCCGCCUCAACCGGCGUCAGCGCCGCCACAUUCUUUUUUUUUUUUUUACCCUUUUGCACACCGCACACGCCGAGAAUAACGCUUAACAUUACUCGACCUUGUACGGUGCAAUACGCUAGGGUGUUUUAGCGGACCGCUAAUCCAGUGCUCGUUUUGGUUGCUGGUACGGUCGCCGAGUUUAUACGCAUGCGUGGACGCCUGGGAGCUGGGGUAUAUCGCGCGUUUUUCAUGCCAGCUCCCAGCCCAUGCAGAUAGCCGUGAAUGGAUUUCCAGUUCGCAAAAGCUCCCUAUAUCGUCAUUCGCCCGUUACAUUUAUGCCUUCUGAUACGCUGUGAUACGAGAGCAAAGGGGAGAAAAAUCAUUUAUCGCCCUGGUGUGAUGUGAUAGCGCUGCGGUAGCUGGUGCCUUUUAUAAGAGUAGCUAUACAUGUUUCAUAGGCUUCUUUUUUAUGGUUGCGUUUUCCCGGAUGUCAUCGAUAUACCUUAAUUCUUUUUUAUAGUAAAAGUGCUAUUUGUGUCGUCCUCGUCACGUUAUAUAGUCAUCUUUGUUGACGUGUAUCCUAGAAGCUUUGGCAACUUUUUUUAAGCCUCUAACCACGGGCCCCGAGAUCAUCAGCACUCGCACGCGUAGCCCGAUCUCGGAAGCCAUGCUUAAAUAGGUAUGGCGCUUAAGACAGCUGUCGCAGCUACGAAUGGUUUCUAAGCUCGCACGCUUCUUCUAACGACUCCGCUUUUUGGACAUUUUCGCGCGACAAAACCCUAUCGUGUCCCAGGGUAACGAAUUAUUACUUUUUUUUGUCAGUUUAUAUAACCUCUUUGUACAAUAGCAACUUCGACUCACAAAAGCCAGGGGUGGACUUUCGUCAUAAUAAUUCAUUCUCUGCCAGCGAUUAAAGUCCGCUGGUGUGUGUGUGUGUUCAGCAGAUAUAUAGGAUGUUGUACUUAUAACUAUGUACCCAAACUUUAUCUGUAUUUCAUUUCGGUGACUGUCAAUUGUGUAACUCGAGAUAUGCAGGUUAUUGUGUGAUGCACCUGUGUUGACAAUCGCUGCGGUAAGAGCGGUGGUGUUUGAUGAAAGAAGCGAAACUCGGAAAUAUAUGUACGUGCUGUGUUGGUAGUUUGCUUGUUUCUCAAAUCGAAAUGGAACAGUGGUUGAGUGUGCUUUUACGACGCGAAAAUUCACUAUUAUACUUUAUUUUGCGUUUCGAAAGCUAGUAUAUUUACGUGUCGUUCGUUUGUUUUAGUACAACUAUAGCGCUAAACGCUGGGUGCAGCUAAAGCGAAAAAGUGUCAAAUGUGUUCCCUCCCCUUUCUGGUGCUUGUUGAGCGUCGUUGAAAGCCUGUACAGAGAGCAAAUAAAGUGUCUCUGCCUUUUA